AAUUUCUCGGGUUAAUGACGAACAUGGAUUAUUUAUGGAUUGUGGGCCGGUAGUGGAUAAGUGUGAUGGGCUGAAGGAGUGUGAUGGGCUGGUAGCCAACCCAAGUGGGAUGGUUGGGAGCAAUAAAGAAAAUAGGCCUGAUGAUGAUAAUGUGGGACAGCUAGCAUCUGUCCGGGAGAUUGAUAGAGGGGAUUUGAUGGGUAAAAGGCACAGGAAAAUAGAAGAGUGUUACCCGAAGGAGCUAGCAGAAAUCUGGGCGAAGCGGGGGCAGUUGGUGACAGCCAGAACAAAGCUACGGCAAGGGAGAAGAGAGAUGGCUCGAAUGGCUACAACGGAAACAGUGGAGCGGGAUUUUUUGUGGGGUGAGAUUGAGUUAAAGAAGAAGAUAUCAUGGGUUAACUGGGAUUCAGUUUGUUGUAGUAGGGGGAAGGGGGGUUUAAGGGUGCUAGAUUUGCGUAUGAGGAGUUGGGCAUUGCUCGGGAAGUGGUGGGCUAGAUUCGGUGAUGGAGUGGAAAGUUUAUGGAAACAGGUGGUAUGGGAAAAAUAUUUUGGAGGUAAGAGGGAAGCGGACAUUAUUGCAGUAGAAACUGUAAAAGUGUUUAAGAUUUGGAGUGAUGUUAUUAAAAUAGGAGGGAUGUCAGCAGGCUUAAGGAAUAUGGUGGUGAAGGGUUUUAGAUGGGAGCUAGGGGAUGGUAGUCGGGUGGGUUUUUGGAGAGAGAUUUGGGUUGGGGAUAAGUUGUUAAGGGAUUUAUGUCCUCGAUUAUACGAGUUAGCUAUUCAUAAGGAAGGUAUGGUUAGUGAGAUGGGCGAAUGGGAGGGGGAUAGGUGGCGAUGGAAUAUGGAGUGGAAGAGAGAGAGGUCGGGAAGAGUAAGGGAUGAAGAAGAGGUCUUCUGGGAGAUGCUUGGUCCAGUACAAUUAAAGAAAGGAAGGGAGGAUAGUUGGCGGUUAGUCCCUUCCAAAGUGAGUUUUUUUGGGUGGAGGUUGUGUCUUGAUAGACUCCCAACAAAGGUAGCUUGGUCAGUUUGGGUACAAGUGUUGCACUGGUGGGGUAUUGAGGCUGUGUUAUCAAAUACAAUAGAAGGAGUUGCAAAGUUCUUUCCACAUGGUUUGGGUAAGAUUAUAGAGAAGGAAAUGGGAGCAAGUAUUUUCCUUGCUGUUUCUUGGUAUCUCUGGUACUGUAGGAAUAUGGGAGUUUUUAAGUAUCUUGUGAGUUUUACGGAAAGGGUGGUGGAUAUGGUGCAAGCCAAUACCUUUUUCUAGAUUAAAACUAAGAUGCAAAGGUGUGUUUUUUCCUUUCUAAGUGGUAGAAUAAUCCAAUAUAGGUUGCUAUAGAAGUAAGAAGGCAUAAAAGGCUAUUGAAGACAUUCUAUAAGCAUAAAUUGUGGGUGGCAUG
Rubroshorea leprosula is the source of this 1394-nucleotide messenger RNA. NCBI's taxonomy places the organism in Eukaryota, Viridiplantae, Streptophyta, Magnoliopsida, Malvales, Dipterocarpaceae. The record is from the annotation of a GenBank genome assembly.